Messenger RNA from Porites evermanni, 855 nucleotides. Lineage: Eukaryota; Metazoa; Cnidaria; Anthozoa; Scleractinia; Poritidae. The record is from the annotation of a GenBank genome assembly.
AUGUUAAUAAUUUCUACUAACAUUCUUGUGCUAUUUGUGACGUUUGUGACUGGAUUUGAGGUGACAGAAAAGCAGAGAGAGAUAUUGAUGAAAGCAACAGUGGAAUAUGAAAACGAUAUAUCAAUGAAUGAAGAAAUGGUGGCCUUUCCUUCUGUCGUCACACCAUCACCACCGCCGAUUACAGGACCCGAUUGGAGACAAGACGCAGAUCCUUACUUUCUACUUCCCUAUACCCUUUUCGAUCCUCUUGGACAACAUCCGGCUUUUCGGGCCAAAAAAAGAAAAUUGUAUUGUCAUUUGUGCGCUGAAGAUGGAAGAUGUUCUUUGCUAUCAAGGGGAAGCUUCAAUGAAUGGAAUAAUGCAAGAAAAGACAGAUCAAAUCCCCGAAUGUUGUUCGACGUUGAAAGUCCAGUGUUGCUUGUUAGCAAAGUAUAUAAAUGUGAGCAUGGUCAUGAUAUACCCGCAAGCUAUUUCCACGACACCUCAGAGGAUUUUUCGUGCGUGCCAUUUGUUCUCACACACCGAUCUGGUAUGACUAUGCGAUUGGCAGAUGAAAUUGAAGAUUUAUUAGAUAGAGGAUUAGCAAUAUCGGCUGUUGAAGAGCUCAUAAAAGAAAGGUACAAAAGAACAUUAAGAAACAGGUUGCUCCGAUUUCUAAAUGACGCGCACCAAGCGAAAGAAUUGGGGUUCACACAGUCAGCUGAGGAGUUAAAUUUUGACGUUGCUGGGAACCUUUUUCCCUGCCCAGGUGACAACUUGAUAAGAAGCGUUUACGUUGCAUCUUUUAAUGAGAAAAAACACCUUUUUACAGAGGCAAUGAAUUCGUUAAAUGCUAAAUGGAUUAGCUGUGACCAC